AUGGAUUUGGAUCCUGAAGAAGCUGUUCCGGGGGUAAGAGAUGAGGAAGCUGGAGCCGAAACUCUGUCUUUACAUGCAUUUUCAGAUUUAACCAAUGUUUCUCCGGUUGUGUUCUUGUAUCUUCUCAAAGAAUGCUAUGUUCAUGGCAGCUUGAAGGCAACAAAGAAAUUCCAAGCUUUGCAGCAUCGAGUUCAUCAAGCUUUAGCAAAUAAACCCCAACCAGGACCUGCCACUUUCAUUGUUCAGUGCCUCAAUGUGCUCCUUGUGUUUGGGAUAUAUGGUGAAGGCUUUAGUCACUUGGUGAUAUCGGCUCUUCGCCGCUACUUCAAAUCAGCGUCUGCACCAGCAAGUCAAGAAGACAUGUCUUCCGCAAGAAGGCUAGCUGCUCGACUCUUCCUUGCUACUGUUGGAGGAUCUGUAGCUUAUGAUGAGAAGGUAAUGGUGAAUACUCUUAAAGUAUUUGAUGUUGGGUUAACAAGCAUCGAUGAAGCCUUGCCUGCGUUGGAAGUUUGGCAUGGACAUGGAUUUUCUUGUGGAACUGCAUUUCUGGAACAUUACAUAUCUGACCUGAUCAAAUCAAAAUCUUUUAUGACGGCUGUGUCUCUGUUAGAGCAUUUUUCUUUACGAUUUCCUGGACACACCUUUCUUCAACAAAUGGUUGAGGAUAAAGACUUCCAAGCUGCAGAGAAAUGGGCUACUUUCAUGGGAAAGCCCAGUUUAUGCAUUCUUGUCGAUGAAUAUGGCUCGAGGAAUAUGCUAAAGCAGGCCUAUAAUGUCAUUAAGAAAAACAAUCUCCACCAGGAUUUUCCUGAUUUGUGUUACAAGUGUAAAGAAAGUGCACUGAAGGAUCUAGCAGAAAAAGCAUGCUGGGAUGUUGCUGAAACAAAGGCAAAAGGUGAAAGACAGCUGCUAGAGUAUCUGGUAUACUUGGCAAUGGAAGCUGGGUACUCCGAGAAGGUUGAUGAACUGUGUAAUCGAUAUUCACUUGAAGGUCUGCCAAAAGCACAAGAGGCCGAGGUUGGUUUUGUUAACAAAUGCUUUCUGCGUCUCACCGACCUAGCCGUGAAAGAUGUAGUCUGGGUUGAUGAAGUAAAUGAGUUAAGAAAAGCAACUUCCUUUCUCGAAGGAUGUAAAGUUGUGGGUAUUGACUGUGAAUGGAAACCCAAUUAUCUUAAAGGCAGUAAGCCAAACAAGGUUUCAAUUAUGCAAAUUGGAUCUGAUAGUAAAAUAUUCAUAUUGGACUUGAUAAAGCUUUACAAUGAAGCCUCUGAAAUUCUGGACAACUGCCUUAGUCAGAUUUUGCAUUCAUAUAGAACAUUAAAGCUUGGUUACAAUUUUCAAUGUGACAUCAGGCAGUUGGCGCGUUCAUAUGGGGAUCUGGAGUGUUUCAAGCGCUAUGAUAUGUUGCUAGACAUUCAAAAUGUUUUCAAAGAACCAUGUGGUGGUUUAUCAAGACUAACGAAGAAAAUACUGGGAGUGGAUUUAAACAAAACAAGACGCAAUAGUGACUGGGAACAAAGGCCUUUGACUCAGAAUCAGCUGGAGUAUGCUGCUCUCGAUGCUGCGGUGCUGAUUCACAUAUUUCGCCAUGUUCGCGAUCAUCCUCCACAUGACAGUAGUUUAGAGACUGUCCAGUGGAAAUCUCACAUUGUCUCCCACAUGGAUAACCCGAAGAAUUUGAAGAAGAAGCCUAAGUUCCAUUCCGAGCAAACCUCAGCUUCUGACAAUUAA
This is a messenger RNA of Arabis nemorensis, 1731 nucleotides long. Lineage: Eukaryota; Viridiplantae; Streptophyta; Magnoliopsida; Brassicales; Brassicaceae. The record is from the annotation of a GenBank genome assembly.